This is a messenger RNA of Fusarium poae, 2490 nucleotides long. RefSeq lists its product as uncharacterized. The transcript is spliced from 2 exons. The coding region runs from base 1 to 2490 and encodes 829 amino acids. The record is from RefSeq and is a predicted model, not a curated record. Lineage: Eukaryota; Fungi; Ascomycota; Sordariomycetes; Hypocreales; Nectriaceae.
AUGGACAAGCCGCCUCUAGUUCCCAUGAAUCCGUCUUCUUCCCCUAGCUCUGUUGAUCUUACUUCUACCUUGCCCCUUCCUGUCCCUGGGGCUCAUGGCAGACCUCGCUCCCCAGACCAGGUCGAGGGUGAGGGCGAGGACGAGGGCGACGGUCGCUACCAGACCCUCGACGCUCUUCCACCCUCUCUUCAUGUUUCGACAAGCUUGCCCAUGUCUGAAGUCGAUACUGUAUUUUCCAUGUAUCAACCAACUUCUACACAGGCCAGCAUCAUCAGCAGACGCGAUGUAGACAUGUCCGGUCCGGCUCCACCACAUCGUCCUCCACCGUCCUGGAAAGCUGGCCUCGAUGAACCAUCACGUCCUCCUCCUCCUCCUCCUCCACCUCCACCGCCGCCGUCGUAUCUUCGACCUCCAAUGAUAUGGCCACAGUCACUUCCGUUGGGGCCGACUCGAAUCCCAUUUGGCAGACCCCCGCCUCCACCACCGCCUGGAGAUGCUUUCGUCCAUACGAACCUACGACCACCACUCUUAUACAGCCGUGACGCGGUUCUCUUCCAACGACAGUCACCUCAGCAAAUACCACCACCGCCGCCGCCUCCGCCUCCCCGUCCUCCUGGCACGCCGACCGCCUCAGUAUUUCAUGUUUCUAAUGGUACCCCAACGCAACCCCAGACUCCGAACUUGAGGCCACCAAGAGGGUUCACUGGCUUUGGCCAAUCACCCAACACCCAUCAGUUAAUUCAAGGCAAGAGUCUCACGAAUCUCUCAGUCCCUCAAACAAGUCGACAUGAACUCGGUGGCUCUACUUCAAGAUCCCCAUCUUCGAGCUAUACCAUACCACGAUUGAUUGACGAUGGGGCCUCCUCCUACGAUUCAUUAUCUGAUGAAGACUCACUUGUCUUCAGAAACUCGCGGCAGUUUCCUCCGCUAUACCCAACUGCGUCCACCCUGAACUCGCAAGGGAGGAAUCGCAAAACAUCCAUGACAAACCGUAUAACGACUUGGAUAUCCGAGUACGAGCGGGAUCGCGCACCAAAAGAUCGAUUGGACUUGAGUGCCAGCCUGGAACCACUUUUAGAAACCACUAGAGGCGAUAGAAGCCACCUAUCAAAAGAAUCUGUGCCUUCCGAGGAUACCCUUGAGCUCCUCUGGAUCAAGCUCAAAGACCAACGCGUCAAGUUGAAUGAUAUCAAGAGCCAGAUGGCUAAGAAGAGGAAGAGAUUGAGGGAGUUGCGUCGAAACAGAGACGACGCAGAUAAUGCCUUCAUGAGUGUCAUCCGGCCCAUGCUUAUCACCCACCAAGAACAACUCGAAACAUCACCUGUCAACCUGGAAAGACGCCUAGCAGAUUUGCAACGUCUCAGGACUGAGUAUCAAGCUUUUGAAAACGACUAUGAAGAUCUUGAAGUCACUCUCGACGAAGAAGAAGAGACGCUAAACAGACUAGAAAUUCGCUUCUUUAGUUUGCUGGCAGUUGACCAGGUUACACCCCUUGAGGAAUCACCCGAGGACGAACCUCAGGACGAGCAGGACAACAAUAUACCAAACGAUUUAAUGGGAAUCCUUCCCAGAGGUCCUUCUGAAGACGUGCACCCUCUAUUCCUAGAACUUAUGGCCGCAGUAGGUGAUCUCGAGAACGCCAAAGAAGAGCUUGAUGAGCUACUCUUUCUCAAAGAACAGCACGAAGGCGAAUUGAGGAUGAAAUCUGCAGCGGGUAUGGAAUUGAAUGAGGCUGAGAUCGAAUUCUUCGACGAGUUCCCGUUGGAAGAGGAACAGAUGCGCAGUAGCGUCACUAACUUGGAACAACAAGUAGCAGAUCUCCGAAAGCUGUGCGAGGAGAAGGGGGCGAUGAAGAAGCAUUUGUCAUCGCGAGUAUCUUAUCUUCUGUACCCCGAGGCCGGAUAUGAGGAUAUAGAACUCGACAGCGUCUCUGUAAUCUUGCGCACCCGGCCGGAUCUUGCCGAUCCGACAUUCCCUGUGAUUAUAAGCCAACCUGAGCACAUCGUGGCUGAAGACUUCCCUCUUACACCAAGCGGAGCCCUCAAGGCGGCAGCAGCAUUACCAGCAACUGAUCCGGACAAACCGGGCCGCAUGCAAGUCGCAUCCAAGGAAUAUUCUAUUGACCGACUCAUGUUGGAUCAUGGCGAGGGCGGAAAGGGAGAUUUUAUCAAUAGAUGGCUCUUGCACCAGCUUCGUCUAUCGUCUACGAACGCGCGGUUGCUCCACACGACGUUUACCAAAAGUCGAGGGCUCAAGAUCCGUGAUCUUGAUCGUUGGCAGAGUGACGUGUUGCACUAUUGGUGGAACGACGAGGGUGCAGAGCUGCCCGAAGACAUGGCGCAGCUCGUAACGAGCGAGCACUCCAACGAUGGGUCAAGAGUCGGGACGAAUCGUCUAUCGAGGGCAGUUACCUAUACUCCAGGUAUGCCUGGCGGUAGACAAAGUUACCCGGCUGGGAGCAGUGUUGCUGCGCACUCUGCCUGGGACUGA